This is a messenger RNA of Guyanagaster necrorhizus, 1000 nucleotides long. RefSeq lists its product as uncharacterized. The record is from RefSeq and is a predicted model, not a curated record. Gene Ontology annotation, molecular function: protein binding. The transcript has 3 exons. The coding region runs from base 37 to 837 and encodes 266 amino acids. Lineage: Eukaryota; Fungi; Basidiomycota; Agaricomycetes; Agaricales; Physalacriaceae.
AGUGUUGUGGAUGUGUCCACAACUUUCUUCCCCGGAAUGAUAAGCCAUGAGCCUGCAGACAUCAUUCUCAUCUCAUCUGAUAACGUCCAAUUCCACGUUCAUCUACAUGUGCUUUAUGACGCAUCAGGUAAUGGCUUCGCAUCCUUGCUUAGCACCUUGAGCAGCACGCGCCAAGAACCCGGAAUCCCCAUUCUAACCAUCCCAGAAAAAUCGGACAUCUUAAACGUCCUUCUCCUGACGAUCUACAGUAAACCUAUCGCCGAUUAUCGUCCUAUGUUCAAUAUCCUGGUCGCAGCCGUGCAUAAGCUCAAGGAAUAUGGAAUCCAACCUGAGCGUUACGUGAAGCCUGGGCAGCCAUUAUUCGAGCUCAUUCGCUUCCAUAUGCCUCUUCAUCCUCUCGAUGUAUAUGUUCUUGCCGCCCACUAUGACCUCUUCGAGCUAGCGGUGGCAGCUUCGUCUCAUCUUCUCUCGGCCAGACUUGAUACCAUCACGGAUGAACAGUCCAUGCGUAUGGGAGCCGUUUACCUCAAACGCCUCUAUGGUCUUCAUAGUAGGCGAAUAGAUGCUCUCAAAAAUAUAUUGAUCCGGCCACCAGAGCCCCAUCCUUCUACCUCUACCUGCUGUCUCUCCGACCAGACUGGAGUUUCGAGGGCAUGGGCGCUGUCUGCUGCGUACCUCAUUUGGGACGCUCGACCUGACAUGUCCCUCAGAUACAUCGAGUCGACUAUGGGUGCGCUGAAACAGCACGUGUCCUGUGAAGAUUGCAAGGAGAGCAUUGAUGCCCAAGUCAGGCAAUGCGUUGCAGAUUGGUCCUCCGUAAAGCAGUGGUCUAUCUAACGGAAGAACUCUGGGUUAAUUUCGCACCGCUUACUUGGGACUUUAGGAUUUUUAGUGUCAUUGUACAAUGCUACCGUUAGGACUGAUGGUUUAUUGGUAUAUCGCAUGAUGAGCCUGAGUAAUGGACCAUGACGUUGACCCCUAAGACAGUAUAAACACGUUG